Cannabis sativa is the source of this 1326-nucleotide messenger RNA. Its product is annotated as dihydroflavonol 4-reductase. The transcript is spliced from 6 exons. NCBI's taxonomy places the organism in Eukaryota, Viridiplantae, Streptophyta, Magnoliopsida, Rosales, Cannabaceae. Gene Ontology annotation, molecular function: dihydroflavanol 4-reductase activity. Gene Ontology annotation, biological process: anthocyanin-containing compound biosynthetic process. The coding region runs from base 94 to 1164 and encodes 356 amino acids. The record is from RefSeq and is a predicted model, not a curated record.
UAUAUAUAUAUUCAGUAAAUUAAAUCAUCAACACUACCGUAUAGUAAAUACUUAUAUAAUUAUAUAUUGUGUAGGAAGGAGGAGGAGGGAGUGAUGGUGUCCAAAGGUGAAACCGUUUGUGUGACUGGGGCAUCAGGUUUUAUUGGUUCAUGGCUCGUCAGGACACUUCUCCACCUCGGUUACACUGUCCGAGCCACCGUCCGUGACCCCACCAACUUGAAGAAGGUGAAGCAUUUGGUGGAGUUACCUAAGGCGGAGACUAAUCUGACUCUGUGGAAGGCUGAUCUAUCUGAAGAGGGAAGUUUCCAUGAAGCUAUUAAGGGCUGUAAUGGAGUGUUCCAUGUCGCCACACCUAUGGAUUUUGAGUCCAAGGACCCUGAGAAUGAAGUGAUUAAGCCAACAAUAAGUGGAAUGUUAGACAUAAUGAAAGCAUGUGUUGAAGCAAAGACAGUAAAGAAACUAGUGUUCACCUCAUCAGCUGGAACUGUUAACGUUGAACCCAUUCAAAAACCAACCUAUGAUGAAUCUUCUUGGAGUGACAUUGACUUUUGCCGCAAAGUCAAGAUGACUGGAUGGAUGUAUUUUACCUCCAAGACCCUGGCUGAGCAGGCUGCGUGGGAAUAUGCAAAAAAACACAACUUGAAUUUCAUUACUAUCAUCCCAACACUUGUGAUUGGCCCAUUUCUCAUGCCAUCUAUGCCUCCAAGCCUCAUAACAGGGCUUUCACUAAUAACAGGAAAUGAAUCUCAUUACUUCAUUAUAAAGCAAGGACAAUUCGUUCACUUGGAUGACCUAUGCAAUGCUCAUAUUUUCUUAUAUGAGAACCCGAAAGCUGAGGGCCGCUAUAUUGCCUCUUCACAUGAUGCUACUAUAUAUGAACUUGCUAAAUUGUUAAAAGACAAGUACCCUGAAUAUAACAUUCCCACCAAGUUCAAAGAUAUAGAGGAGGGCAUACCAAAUGUGCAUUUCUCUUCGAAGAAGCUGACAGAUUUAGGAUUCGAAUUCAAAUACAGCUUAGAAGACAUGUUCACAGGAGCUGUUGAUACAUGUCGUGCAAAGGGGUUGCUUCCACUUACCCAUCAAACCAAUAUGAAGUCCCAAAACAUGAGUACUCCAGAUAAUGAGCCCAAGAAAGAGUCCAAUGAAAAAGCUGUUGCUGCUUAAUUAACUAGAAGGCAUCCAAUUUAUGUACUAAUUAGAAGUUGUCAUCUUUUUUUAAUAUAUAUCAAAUAAAUUUUUAAUGUCUUUUUUUUAUCAAGAAAGUCAUUAAAUGAUCUAUGUAUUUGGGUUUAAUAAUUAUUUUACAACAAUGACUAUCCUCACAAA